AAUUGAGGUUGACAAGGUUUUAAUAGAAUAUUUAUUUUGCCCCUUAGACUGAAUAACAAUUUAGAAUAAACAAAAGUUAAUCUUUCUUUAUUAUUUGGCCUAAUAUUGCAGUACUGCUUCAAAACUCUGGGGAUCUUCUGUUUUGGGGAUGGAUUUUUUAAAAAAAAAAAAAUAUUGCCUUUGAUUAUUCCUUCUCCAAAAUAAAUGUAACAUAUUCAAAUUAAUAAAUGAGUUACUAUACUGGGCAUAGUGCAUUAGUUCAUUUGGUGUGUGCUUGUGUUGCUGUGUACUUUUGUCUGUGGGUUACAGGAUGUUCAGACGAACCUCCAACAUGACUGGUCUCAGUUAUUCCCUAGAUGUCAUCACUAUGCUUAAGCAUGUAGAUAUGUGGUCGUUUGAUGUGUUUGCACUGAAUGAUGCCAGCGGAAACCAUGCUCUGAAAAUUGUCUUCUUUGAACUGCUCAACAGAUAUAACCUGAUUAAUCGUUUCAAGAUUCCUACCUCUGCACUCACAUCAUUUGUGGAGUCACUGGAAAUGGGAUACAGCAAAUACAAAAACCCCUACCACAACUUGAUACAUGCUGCUGAUGUCACACAAACGGUCCAUUACCUGCUCAUUAAGAGUGGAAUAAUGCACUGGCUAACUGAGCUGGAGAUCUUUGCCAUUAUUUUUGCAGCUGCCAUCCAUGACUAUGAGCAUACAGGGACUACUAAUAACUUCCAUAUUCAGACCAGGUCAGACACGGCACUAUUUUACAAUGACCGAGCUGUUUUGGAGAACCAUCACGUCAGCGCUGUCUAUCGCCUUCUACAUGAUAAUGAGGAAAUGAAUAUUCUCUCUAAUCUUUCAAAGGAAGAGUGGAGGGAACUGCGAGCCUUAGUAGUGGAUAUGGUAUUGGCCACUGACAUGUCCUGCCACUUUCAGCAGAUCAAAGCCAUGAAAAGUUUCCUGCAGCAGUCUGAGGCGAUUGACAAACCAAAGGCUUUAUCAUUGCUGCUGCACACUGCUGACAUCAGCCACCCUGCCAAAUGCUGGGACCUCCAUCAUCGCUGGACAACAUCCCUGCUUGAGGAGUUCUUCAGACAGGGAGAUAGGGAAGCAGAGCUGGGUCUACCUUUCUCCCCUCUUUGUGACCGCAAAUCCACCAUGGUGGCCCAGUCCCAAAUAGGAUUCAUUGAUUUCAUUGUGGAGCCAACAUUCACUGUGUUGACAGAAAUGAUCGAAAAUAUUGUGACACCACUUAUCGAGGAGACCUCUCGCUCUGAAUUGCCUGUCUUCAGACAGUACAGUUUCAACAGUACUGGAAGUGACGGAAAGCAGUCCAGCAUGAAGAGUACACACUCAGAAGGCAGCUGCUCUCUGACUACAGUGGACUUCAAAGGUUUCAGGGGUACAUGGAAUCAAAAAAUUCAUCAAAACAGGGAGACAUGGAGGGACCAAGCAGGAAAAGUUGUAGACCUGGAGGUAAAGGUCACCGAGAUGGCAGAGGAACAUAGCCAAGAAGACAAAGAGACAAACGGUGGAAAAGACACAAGCACAACUGUUGACGGAGCCAACAUGGGACAGGGGAAAAUGAAAAAAGAAUCCGUGGGACAAGAGGUGCAGAACAGGAGACAGCAAGAAGAAAGAAAGACUAAAGAUGAAAGAAACAAUAAUCAGGCUCAGUCUUCAAGCAUUCUGCUGAAAUCAGUCCCUGAUGCCAUAAAGAAGUCACCUGAUGGACACAUGAAGAAGCAGCAAUCCCAGAAUGACCCUCAAACUGUUUUCCCUCUGAUUCAUUAUUGCAAAACACCCACCUAUUGUGCCAGCUCCUACAGACUCAUCAGGGCAAAAGUCAUAGAAAUAUGGCCUAUUGAUGCCAGGACAAAAGCCAGGAGACUGCAACGCUUCUACUUGCAUCGACGGAAAUAACUUUGUAAGUUUGAAGUGUAUAAUGGCAUAUUGUGUGAUGUACUCCUUCAUCACUCUGCUUCAGUUUUUCCUUUGUGAAUAAACUCAGAAUUCCU
Neolamprologus brichardi is the source of this 2007-nucleotide messenger RNA. The record is from RefSeq and is a predicted model, not a curated record. Lineage: Eukaryota; Metazoa; Chordata; Actinopteri; Cichliformes; Cichlidae.